Molecule: messenger RNA, 1725 nt
Organism: Musa acuminata AAA Group (dessert banana)
Lineage: Eukaryota; Viridiplantae; Streptophyta; Magnoliopsida; Zingiberales; Musaceae
Product: translocase of chloroplast 34, chloroplastic-like
Exons: 5
Coding region: 150-605 (151 amino acids)
Molecular function (GO): GTP binding
Source: RefSeq, a predicted model, not a curated record
AUGACGUUAUCUUUCCUACUUCGGUCUCGUGGUCGCUCUCCGGCAAGGAGCAGCGGAAAAACCCCAGCAGGCCCUGCUUCUGAACUCCUCGAAGACCCUCGGAGCACUUCGAACACCUCUUCCAAUUCGAUCUCCUGUGUUGAGACGAGAUGGCGGCGAAGAUAGAUCAUGAAUGGACUGGAAUUCGGCAGUUCCCCUUUGGUACGCAGAACAAAUUGCAUGAAUUGUUAGGGAAACUAAAGCAAGAGAAUGUAAGCACGUUGACAAUUCUAGUUAUGGGAAAGGCUGGAGUUGGGAAGUCAUCUACUGUGAACUCCAUUUUAGGGGAGAAGGUGGCCACUGUUAGUGCUUUUCAGUCUGAGGGAUUGAGGCCUGCGAUGUGCUCUCAUACUCGGGCAGGUUUCACCCUGAAUAUCAUAGACACUCCAGGGUUUGUGGAAGAUGGAUAUGUAAAUGAGCAGUCUCUUGAAAUUUUAAAAAGGUUUCUUUUGAACAAGACUAUAGAUAUUCUUCUAUAUGUGGACUGGUUGGAUGCAUAUAGGGUGGAUAGUUUGGAUAGACUGGUCAUCAGAGCCAUAACUGACACAUUUGGCAAAAGAAUAUGACACAGAUCUUUGGUUGUUUGAACUCAUGCAUAGCUGUCUCCACCAGAUGGAAUGAAAUAUGAUGAUUUCUUUGCUAAACGAGCAGGAGCACUUCUCACAUGCAUUCACUUGUGUGCUUGGAUUAAGAAGCAGGAGUUUCAGGUAUAAAGUAUCUCUUAGGUGACUAAUCUCCCUUUUCGUUUAUGGAUUCUUCCUCCAUGCUCACUGCUUUCCGAAUUUGUUGCUAAAUAUUAUGACACAAAUCCAAACUGCUUCAUUGCUAUUGCCAUUUAAAACAUAAUCUCAGAGUUAUUUACCUUAUUUAGCAUCUAUAAUUGUAUAAUUGUGGGUAAAGUUUUGUAAACAAUGUAUAAUAGUGGGCAAUGUUUCAUAAACUAUCUUUCCUUUUGUUUGUCCAUCUUGUGAGGUUCCUGCUCCAGUCAUGACUUCUGUUGUGCAAAUGCUGGACUUUGAUUUUUUUUUUUUCCCUCUUCUGUAGAUUUAAUGAACUUGAUAUCAAAUUUAUUUCAUCUACUGAAAACAAGAUUAUUUUCUGGAGUUCAUCCAUGUACCUGGCUUCAUUAUAGAUUUUGGCUAUCUUAUUUGCAUUAGAGUUUUUCUUUUCAUCAGAAUCUAUGCGAGAUCUAGAUCAGAAUAUUGAGGUAUCUUCUUUAUUUUCUUCUCAAUGUUUGUUUUUUUUAAAUCUAAUCAACCUUGAGUUGAAUUCCAUUUAAUAUCUCCCAACAAGUUUCUUUUCUAGAUUCUCUGUAUACUGAGCUGGAUUAGAUAUUUUAGCCAAACUUUCUUUGUGGUGAUCUGUUCAAUAUAACGGCUUUCUUUCUCAGCGAAGAGAUUUCUUCAUAUCAGUUGUGCUCCACUCAGUAAAGAGCUCUCGAAAGUGGCCCCUUACCCUCCUAUUUAUCUCCUCCCCAAGCUCUUUCACUCAGGCAUACACACAGACAACACGGAAUUUCACAGCCUGGAUUGGAUUCCUGAAUUAUGUGACUAUUAUUUACAGUCUGUAAUGGUAUAAUGUCAUUGUCAAUUUUCAUUUCAAGGUCAAUGAUAAUAACUACUUGUUCCAUAAGAGAAAAUUCAAACACCAAAUUUCCCACACAUUGGGGGAAUUCUUUAUCAAGUA